AUGACAUUCUCGAAAGUGUUCUCCUCAGAGGAUCUCCCUAAGUCCUUCUUUGGACCUCUUCAAUCGAAUGAAUAUUGGCUGACAUUCUCCUUCACAGACGGGCGUGAUAAGAAACUGGGAUGCGCACGAUUGUGGGUCGAUGUGUGCAAGUACCACCUUCAAGAUAAGGCGCAAAAAUGUCUUCGGGACCCGAAUGCCUUCAAGAACUUUAUCAACGAGAUCUCCUCACAAGCGGAACAAAUCAGAAACAGAGGGUGA
This is a messenger RNA of Ostertagia ostertagi, 258 nucleotides long. The record is from the annotation of a GenBank genome assembly. Lineage: Eukaryota; Metazoa; Nematoda; Chromadorea; Rhabditida; Trichostrongylidae.